This is a messenger RNA of Monoraphidium neglectum, 1488 nucleotides long. RefSeq lists its product as hypothetical. Lineage: Eukaryota; Viridiplantae; Chlorophyta; Chlorophyceae; Sphaeropleales; Selenastraceae. The record is from RefSeq and is a predicted model, not a curated record. The transcript is spliced from 11 exons. The coding region runs from base 1 to 1488 and encodes 495 amino acids.
AUGACCACCGUCACGGCGACCGAGACGUUGCACACGGCGGGAAAAAAGCCGGCCGCCAUGGCCGACGCGCGCCUUGAGAUGCUGGCUAUCCCGGCCAAGCCGCGAAAGCGCACAAUGAGCGAGGCUCUGCCCUCUGCCCUGCACCUGGGCGCGACUGCAGCUGCGUCCAUGGCGGUGUUUGUGGCGAUCUUCAUUGUUGUGACCGAGAAGCUGCCACGGAGUAACCCGUACCGCAGCAGGGUCCAAAGCCUCUGCUCGCUGGCCAUGGUGACUGUGUCUGUCGUGGCGAUGCCUCACCUGGGGAACUCAGUGCUGCGGGGGCUGCAGCGCAUCCUGGGAGUCAUGAUUGGUGGGUGGCUGUUCUGUGGCAUCUACCUGUCAUAUCAGGCGUGGUGGUUUGAGGGGCUGCUGCUGGGCGUGUUCACGUUCCUCGCGGUGACCUCCAGCCACUUCCUGGUCGGGAAGCAGUACCUCUACCCGCCAAUGGUGGUCGCCGCAUUCGUCGGCGAGUGGCCGCCGACGGUGGUGGACGGACUGGGCACAGCACUGCGCGAGCUCCAGGAACUGGCCGAAGCCGUGCUCAGGAGCGGGCGCAGCCCAAACCCCGCGCGCGCUGGCGCCGCCGGCAAGCCGGGGGCGGGCCAUCUGCGGGCGGGCGCGGGCGUGAGCGCGCUGGUGGCCAGCAUCCCGGCCACAGUGAGGGAGAUCCAGGCGCUGCUGCCAGAUACCAGGAAGGAGGGCUACGUGGGCCGGCUGCCCGGCGGCCUGCAGUGUUUUGCGCCGGUGCCGCUGCGGAGUGUUGAGCCGCCCUUCAUCGGCGACACCCUGGCGGUUGCCCACGUGAUACAUACGCUGCACCGCGCCCUGUGGCUCAUGAUCACGCCAGGCAGCAGUGGUGCCGGCGGCACGCUGCUGGACCGCCUGCCCAAGGCGCUGGGGCCGGACGCGCGCCGGCUGGUGGAUGAGAUGGGGGACGAGGCCGCUGCUGCCCUGCAGGCAUUCGCCGACGCCCUGCCCUAUGGCCAGCGCCCCAAGCCCUCUGCCCCCGCUGCGGCCGCCCAUGUCGCGCGCUACCAGGAGCUCAACAGGCAGCUCGGCGCCCUCUCCCUGCAGCUGCACCAGGUCGCCCCAGGCGCCGGGGGCGUGACAGGUGGCGACGCAGGGGCCUCCGAGCUGGCGGGUGCGGGGGCGGCGGGCGCUCGCGCGCGCGCCAGGUGGCAGCGGGCGGUUGCGAAGCAGGUGGAGGUCGACCGCGCCAAGCGCGGCUCCAGCGGCGCGCUCGGCUCGCUGGUGGGCGGCAUGCUGCGGCGCGGGGACCUGGACGCGACGCGGUGGUGCGCGGCACUGCUGCUGCUGCGGCAGCUGGGGGUGGGGCUGGAGCGGCUGCAGGACUGCAUGGGGGUACUCCUGCCCGGCCUGCCGGGCGUUAAGACAGACCCAAUCACCCAUGUUGCAGCAGCCGCGGUCAGCAGCCCCGAAAACGUGUGA